Brassica napus (rape) is the source of this 2676-nucleotide messenger RNA. RefSeq lists its product as uncharacterized. The record is from RefSeq and is a predicted model, not a curated record. Lineage: Eukaryota; Viridiplantae; Streptophyta; Magnoliopsida; Brassicales; Brassicaceae. Gene Ontology annotation, molecular function: nucleic acid binding; RNA-DNA hybrid ribonuclease activity. The coding region runs from base 1 to 2676 and encodes 891 amino acids. The transcript has 2 exons.
AUGUCCGCUCCAGCAGCUAACAAUGUCGUUUCUUUCAAGGACCGGGCAACGGCCGAUCAGGCCAAACCCCACAACGAUCUCCUUGUCAUCGAGCUGACGAUCCAGGACAUCGACACCGGAUGCUUGGCCAAUAUUAUCUACAAAAGCACCCUCGAAAGAAUGGAUAUCGAUCUGUGCGCCGUUACGAAAAGACCCAGCCCGAUAUUCGGACUCUCGGGAAAUGCUACUAUGACUCUCGGCUCGAUCGACCUCGUUGUUAAAGCCGGGAGCGUCACCAAAGUCACAGAAUUCUUAGUCAUCGACCGCCCAACAUCGUACGACACGAUCGUCGGUACUCCAUGGCUGAAUUCCAUGCGAGCGAUCCCUUCGACAUUCCAUAUGUGCCUUAAGUUUCCAACCCCUCGUGGAGUCAAAACCAUACAAGGAGACCGCAGGAUGUCGCAAGUAUGUUUCGCCGCCGAGUUAAAAAGAAAGAACUUGGCGAUCGAAACUUCCCAUAAAAAGAAAAGAAAGCUGACUCUCCAUGAGAACGCCCCGGAACGAGACUCGGAAGUCUUCUGGCAAUCUCAAAGGGCCGAAGCCCUAGAAGGGAAGCGCGAACCGACUUGCGAACCGGUAAUUUCGAUCUGCCUCGACGAAUCCUCCCCGGAACGAUGCGUCGAGAUUGGAGCCAACCUCCGCGAGCCACUAAAGACGGAGCUCAUCGCCUGUCUCAAAAAGAACCUCAAUGCGUUCGCUUGGGCCGCAAAAGAUAUGCCAGGGAUCGAUAUCGGCAUAACGUGUCAUGAGUUUAACAUCGAUCCGACCUACAGACCCAAAAACGGCAAAUGGCGAGUAUGCGUCGAUUUCACCGAUCUCAACAAGGCCUGUCCAAAAGAUUGCUUCCCACUCCCGCACAUCGACCGACUGGUCGAAGCAACAGCAGGGAACAAACUCUUAUCAUUUAUGGAUGCCUUCUCCGGGUACAAUCAGAUCAUGAUGAAUCCCGACGAUCGUGAGAAAACUGCGUUCAUCACCGAUCGGGGAACAUAUUGCUACAAAGUAAUGCCUUUCGGUCUCAAGAAUGCAGGCGCCACUUACCAGCGACUUGUCAAUCGAAUUUUCUCCGAACAGCUCGGCAAGACUAUGGAGGUAUACAUCGAUGACAUGCUCGUAAAGUCUCUUGACGAGCACGACCACGUCUCCCAUUUGGAGGAGUGCUUUGCAAAACUUAACGCCCGCAACAUGAAACUGAACCCUGCAAAGUGUAGAUUCGCGGUGGCAUCUGGAGAAUUUCUCGGGUACCUAGUCACGUGUCGUGGGAUCGAAGCCAAUCCUAAGCAGAUAAACGCGUUAAUAGAGAUGGUCUCGCCAAGGACGAAACGGGAAGUCCAAAGGCUAACCGGAAGAGUCGCGGCCUUGAACCGUUUCAUCUCGCGCUCGACGGAUAAGUGUCUUCCUUUCUACGACAUGCUGAAAGGGAAUAAGAAGUUCGGAUGGUCAGAGGAAUAUGAGAAAGCUUUCCAACAGCAAAAACAUUACCUAGCCACUCCUCACGUCCUCGCAAAACCAGUGGAGGGAGAACCCUUGUUCCUGUACAUCGCAGUCUCCACGACAGCGGUAAGCGGCGUUUUGAUUAGAGAGGAGCGCGGUGAGAAAAAACCAAUCUUCUACAUAAGCAAAACGUUACUGGACGCCGAGACCCGGUAUCCCCUAAUGGAGAAACUAGCAUUCGCAGUUGUGACAUCGGCAAGGAAACUCCGGCCAUACUUUCAAUCGCAUACCAUAAUUAUCCUCACCACCUUCCCCCUGCGAACGAUCUUGCACAGUCCGAGUCAGUCAGGACGACUCGCAAAAUGGGCAAUCGAACUAAGCGAGUACGACGUGGAGUACCGCCCAAUAACCUGCGCAAAAUCUCAAGUACUAGCGGACUUCUUGGUAGAAAUGCCCACGGGGGAUAUGACAAACACGGAACCAGACUCAACCUGGAUUCUUCACGUCGACGGAUCAUCGUCCAAACAAGGAUCCGGGAUCGGAAUCCGGCUUACGUCUCCGACCGGCGAAGUCUUGGAACAGUCGUUCCGAUUGGAAUUCCAUGCGUCGAACAAUGAGGUCGAAUAUGAAGCACGCGUUGCAGGAUUACGAUUAGCCCAUGGGCUUAAGAUCCGCAACAUUCACGCUUACUGUGACUCUCAGUUAGUCGCAAAUCAGUACAUCGGCGAAUACGAAGCGAGGGACGAAAGAAUGGAUGCAUAUCUAAAACACAUCCAAGAGCUCUCCCGAGACUUCAACCACUUCACCCUCACUAGGAUUCCUCGCUCGGAAAACACUCAGGCGGAUGCCUUGGCCGCACUCGCAUCAAGUUCGGAUUCUGGACUAAGACGAGUAAUCCCUGUCGAGUUCAUCAAACACCCAAGCAUCGGACCACCAGUGGUCGCCAAUCUGAUUCGAGCACAAAUCAAAAAUGCGGAGGAUGUCGAAGACCCACCAGAAGAAAACGUGGAUCAGUCGGAAUACGGCUGCGACAGCCCAUGGCUAGAGCCAAUCCGAGCAUACAUAAUCAACGGAACACUUCCCACUGAGAAAUGGGCGGCUCACAAAAUCAUGACCCAGGCCGCGCGAUAUGUAACGGUAGAAGGAGAAAUCUACAAAUGGAGAUUCUCUGGCCCACUCAUGACCUGCGCCGAAGGCGAAUAA